Molecule: messenger RNA, 2397 nt
Organism: Melanaphis sacchari
Lineage: Eukaryota; Metazoa; Arthropoda; Insecta; Hemiptera; Aphididae
Product: cat eye syndrome critical region protein 2-like
Exons: 6
Coding region: 1133-2365 (410 amino acids)
Biological process (GO): regulation of DNA-templated transcription
Cellular component (GO): RSF complex
Source: RefSeq, a predicted model, not a curated record
CAACUAAUAAACGAGAAAAGGUAUUUUUGAAAUAAUAUCAAAAAGAUAAAGUUUUAGCCAUAGUAUAACAGUAUAACAAUUCACAACCCUCCAAAGAGUCCAAAGACAAAUAACCCUGAUGCAUUAUUAUAUUUUUGAUUGUUGAUGGUUAGUGGUUACUUCCUACUGAUUUGAAAUUUUGAUUGAAACUUUGAAACCCUUUUUAUCGGAAAGAAAUGGCAACGUAGCAAUCGACGGGCGGGAACAACUUCGUCGAUUUGUUAACGUGUGACAUGAACGAUAGACAAAAUCACGGAUAAUACACUAUGAUAAUAUACCAUAGUACAUUAUCGGUGGGACAAGAUGUCAGAAUGCUGAAAUGCAUCAUCUGAUAUCUCUGUAGUUUCUAACUUUUAAUUUUCUUUUUGGUGUCACACUGAUAGCUUUCAACGACUUUUUAGUUUUUAGUUUUCACGGACAAAAAGUCAAAAAUACAAAAUGGAUUCGUUCGUAGUUGUUAAAUGGUUUAUUGUUUAAUGUCAGUUGAAAAUUUAAUUUCGUACUUUUUAGUUUUUGUAGAACUCUAUUUUUACACUUUAGUGUUGUGUCUAUUUUCUAGUUCUAGUACUUCAGAGUUCAGACUUCUGUUUUUCCUUCUACACGCAGUAUACAAAGUUCGGUUUUCACGGGUUGGAUAACUAAACGAGUUUAGUGUUUACUGUUUAUAGACAGCUCAUUGUCUGAUUCAGUGGCCUUUAAUGAUUUAGUUGUUAUCCAUUGAAAAAUUUACUCUUCAUUUCCUUCGUCUAUCAUUUAUGUGAAUUUUUAUUUUGUAUGCUCUAAAAAGUGAUUUUCGGAAAUAAUUUUCGAUUGUACACCAUAAUACGUUAAUAAUAAAAUUAUACCAGUCGACUCCGCUGAACGCUUAUAAUUAAACAAUAAUUUAUAUUUAUUACUUAUAAAUUUUAAAUAACUUCAUAAUACGAUUUGAGAGAUAUUAACUAUGCAGUAUGCAGCAGCUGCUAAUAAUAUAGGUACCAUAUAAAAGUACUAUAUAGACUUUAAUAUAACUAUAUAAUAUGCUUAUGUAGUAUACCAAAUAGUCUUAUCAACAAUUUUAUUCUUACGUUAUUUCGUCAUUUCAUCAGUCAUAAUGGACGAAAUUCAAACUUGGUGGGAGAUACCAAGUAUUGUGCAUUUUUGUAAAGUUUUCACCCAUAUCACUAAAGAUAUCAGUCUAAUAGAUAUAAAUGAAUUUGAAAAUGCAAUUGAAGAGAAUUCAUAUUUAUUAACUGAUAUGGCAAUCCGGUUUACCAAAAUUUGUGGUUUUUAUGACCCGAGCACAGACGAAUGGUGGAAUGUGAUGAAAAAAAAAUUUAAAAAUAAAUGCAUACUUUACAACUUUAAAUAUUCACUAGAUUCAGCCACACAUUUUGAUUAUUUAACUCGUAAACAAAAAGUCGAAGCUCUAUACAUCUAUUGUCAUUUGGUUCUUGAUGUUAAGCAUAUUCAAAAUAAAAUAUCUAAUAAACCUAAAAUGUGGCACAUGUUAAAUGUAAAACCACUAGGUUUUGACCUAAAUAAAUCAGUAUAUUGGUAUUUUGGUAGCAAUAAAUUAUAUAGAGAAGACUUUGAAAAUGUACAUAAUCUAUCUACAAACUUAUCAGUAGAGCAUAAUCUCCAUAAAACAAUUCCACAUGAACCUUUUCCAUCAGGAGUUUUUGGCUCAGGAAAAUGGAAUACAAUAUGUGAUAAUAUUGACAAUUGGUAUUCAUUGGCUGAUAUUACUCAAUAUAGUAAUAACAUAAAUAUUAGAUGUUUACAUAAAGCAAUUUGUAAUAUUAUUACAAAUCUUCCUAAAGUAAAAAGGAAAAAGUCCUAUUAUGUAUAUAUGAAGCCUAAUAAGCCUUUAAGAAGUACUUUUACAAGAACUCUUCGAUCUAUGAAUGUUAUGGAAGUUGAACAUAAAAAAUUAAAUACAAAUUCUAGUGUUAAUGAGCACAAACAAUACUCACAAAAUAUUAUGGAAAACCAAACCAAAAAUAUGUAUGAAUCAUCCAUAUCUCAAAGAAAUAUAUCUAGAAUAAAUCUAAAUGUACAUCACCAAAACCAAAAUAUUUCACACCCCAUAAAAGUAUUUAAAAAUGAUGUUGGACAAAUAGAAAAAUGUUACAAUAAAACACCAUUAAAAUUACAGUUAAAAAGUGGUAAUGUAAAUGUGAUAAAUAAAUGUGUGAACAAAAUUACAGAGUUAGAUCAAGUACUUCAUGUAAACAUUGAACGCUUUGAUCAAGAAAAUACUCAUCAUUAUAAUAACUUAAAACGUAAAUUACGAUCCUCAAAAAACAUAACUAAAACACCGCCGUUCAAAGAUUUAUUACUUUAAAAUUAUUACUCUACUUAAAUAUAAUUUGUCAA